This is a messenger RNA of Diceros bicornis minor, 500 nucleotides long. It is a transcript of the gene NDUFA7, whose product is annotated as NADH:ubiquinone oxidoreductase subunit A7. Gene Ontology annotation, biological process: mitochondrial electron transport, NADH to ubiquinone; ATP synthesis coupled electron transport. Gene Ontology annotation, cellular component: mitochondrial inner membrane. The coding region runs from base 43 to 384 and encodes 113 amino acids. The transcript is spliced from 4 exons. The record is from RefSeq and is a predicted model, not a curated record. Lineage: Eukaryota; Metazoa; Chordata; Mammalia; Perissodactyla; Rhinocerotidae.
CGCGGCAGAGACGUCACCGGCGCCCUUCAGAGCGGACGAAAGAUGGCGUCAGCUACCCGGCUCAUCCAGUGGCUGCGGAACUUUGCAUCCGGGCGAGACUUGCAGGCGAAGCUGCAGCUGCGCUACCAGGAGAUCUCCAAGCGAACUCAGCCUCCUCCCAAGCUCCCCGUGGGCCCCAGCCACAAGCUCUCCAACAAUUACUACUGUACUCGAGACGGCCGCCGGGAAGCUGCGCCGCCCUCCAUCAUCAUGUCCUCGCAGAAGGUGCUGGUGUCAGGCAAGCCAGCAGAGAGCCCGGCUGCGGCAGCCACUGAGAAGAAGGCGGUGACGCCGGCUCCUCCCAUCAAGAGGUGGGAGCUCUCCCGUGACCAGCCUUACCUGUGACUGUGCCCUGGGACACCUGGCCGGGCCCUCAGUGCCACCGGGGUGCUUCCCCUCCUUGGAUUCCCUUUGGGGAGACUGACCUAAUUUAUGCCGAUUAUAUGGAGCUGCAGUAUGGC